Messenger RNA from Chinchilla lanigera (long-tailed chinchilla), 1725 nucleotides. RefSeq names its product leukocyte immunoglobulin-like receptor subfamily A member 6. Gene Ontology annotation, biological process: cytokine-mediated signaling pathway. Lineage: Eukaryota; Metazoa; Chordata; Mammalia; Rodentia; Chinchillidae. The record is from RefSeq and is a predicted model, not a curated record. Gene Ontology annotation, molecular function: inhibitory MHC class I receptor activity.
GUGCUCAGCCCCAUAACCGAGCUCUAGGUGAGCUGCACAGUCAGGGCUCGGAGCGUCUCUGCUCUCGUCCACCUGCUGCAGGAGCCUGUGUCUUCCCCGGAGCAUCUCCAGGGCUGGGAGAUGACGGUCAUGGGACCCUGCCCAAACCUGAGCUCCAGGCUCAGCCAAGAUCUGUGAUACCACAAGGGGAACCCGUGACACUCUGGUGUUUGUGGACUCUGAGGGCUGAAGAGUGCUAUCUGGUGAAAGAGGGAAGCUGAGAGUACUGGAGGACCCAGAGCUCACAAAAUCUGGUGAAUAGUGCCAAGUUCUCCAUCCCAUCCAUGAGAGAAGAUGAUGCAGGAAGAUACUACUGUUACUAUCAAAGCUCUGGUGUCUGGUCACAGCCCAGUGAUCCCCUGGUGCUGGUGGUGACAGGAGUCUACAGCAAACCCAGCCUCGCAGCCCUGCCCAGCCCUGUUGUGACCUCAGGAGGGAACGUCACCCUCCAGUGUCGCUCACAGAAGGGAUUUGACAGGUUCGUUCUGACUAAGGAAGGAGGAGACAAGCUCUCCUGGAUGCUGGACUCACGGCAAGACUCCAGUGGGCAGGUCCAGGCCCUGUUCCUUGUGGGCCCCGUGACCCCCAGGCAGAGGUGGAUGUUCAGAUGCUACGGCUGUUACAGUAACACACCCCUGGUGUGGUCGGAGCCCAGCGACACCCUGGAGCUCCUGGUCUCAGGGAUGCUCCCCAAGCCCACCUUCUGGGCUGAGCCAUGCUGUGUGAUCCCCUGGAGGAAGCCUGCGGUCCUCUGGUGUGAGGGAACCCUGCAGGCCGAGGAGUACCAUCUGGAUAAAGAGGGAAGGCCGUCGCUCUGGGACAGACAGACCUCGCCAAAGCCCCGGAACAAGGCCAGGUUCUCCAUCCCAUCCAUGACAGAAGACGAUGCAGGAAGAUAUCGCUGUUACUAUCGCAGCUCUGCUGGCUGGUCAGAGCCCAGUGAGCCCCUGGAGCUGGUGGUGACAGGAGUCUACAGCAAACCCAGCCUCUCAGCCCUGCCCGGCCCAGUGGUGACCUCAGGAGGGAACGUCACCCUGCAGUGUGGCUCACAGAGGGGAUUUGACAGGUUCGUUCUGACUGAGGAAGGAGGAGACAAGCUCUCCUGGAUGCUGGACUCACAACAACACCACAGUGGGAAUUUCCAGGCCCUGUUUCCUGUGGGCCCUGUAAUUCCCGACCACAGCUGGACAUUCAGAUGCUACGGCUAUGACAGGAACAAACCCCAGGUGUGGUCCAACUCCAGUGACUCCCUGGAGCUCCUAAUCUCAGGGCGGUCCAGGAAGCCCUCCCUCCUGACCCAGCACGGCCCUGUCCUGGACCCUGGACACAACCUGACCCUCCAGUGUCGCUCUGACCAAGGCUAUCACAGAUUCGCUCUGUCCAAGGAGGGGACAGGUGAACUCCCUAAGCACCCUGGCCGGCAGCCCCAGGCAGGCCUCUCUCAGGCCGACUUCCCCCUGGGCCCUGGGAGCCCCUCCCACGGGGGCCGCUACAGAUGCUACGGUGCACACAGCCUCUCCUCCGAGUGGUCGGCCCCCAGUGACCCCCUGGACAUCCUGAUCACAGGACAGCUCCCGGGCACACCCUCCCUCUCGGUGCAGCCGGGACCCGCGGUGUCCUCAGGAGAGAAGGUGACCCUGCUGUGUCAGUCCCGGACCCCGAUGGACACUUUCCUUCUGUCCAAGG